GGAGGAACCUUUGCGCCAAAUCCACGAUUUAUUCUUCUCGGUUCGUUGAACUCUCCGACCGGGGUGGCUCCGAUUUGCUUCGUUUCUUGGGGUGUAUCGGGCUAGUGAUCGGACGUUGUCGAAAACACAUGGAUAAAAUUGGGAUCGCUGGGAAGUGCAACUGGUGACACACUGUGAAGUACCGAUAGUUCGCGGUGGAGUAAUGUUGAUGGUUUCGUUGACAGAAUUCCGCGAGUGUCAGAUUACCAAGCAGCCGGCCGGCCGAGAACCAUGAUCGAGAAUCCGAUCGCGGUGUCGAUCGCGAAGCAGCGUUGAACGGUUCGAGCCCUCGGGAGCGAUCGAUGAUCAUGCGCGUGAAACGAGCGACCAUCAACCUCGCGACGAGCUAACGAAUUUCGACGGAUCGUUCAACCCCCUUUGGUGAUCAGUUUGUCGUUCGAUCAAGGGCAAAGGAAUCGCGGCCGAGAAGAUGGCGAACGAGGGGUUGCUCUUCGCUGCGUGGUUGCUCUUCGUGGCCCUCGGAGGCGUCUCGACCACUGGCCAGCGUUACACCACCAGCCCCACUCAGGAUCUGGAUAAUACUUUGCAAUCAGUACCACCUCUGGGGCCGAACGUGUGCAGGUCAAGGUACAAAAAUUACUGUUGCCCAGGCUGGACGAAGAAACCCGAGACCGGGUACUGCGUAAUUCCCGUGUGCUCAAGACGAUGCGGCUCAUUGGGCAGAUGCAUUAGGCCAAAUAUUUGUUUGUGCGAGGGUGGUAGCGUGGCCUCAUCUUGUGGCAGCAGUCAAACCAAAGUAACUUCCACGAACGAAAAUGGCAACGCACUGGAUAGGGUGGAAUCUGGAAGAUGCAGGGUGCCUUGCAAACAUGGCAACUGCGUGGAUGGCAAGUGCCAGUGUCGCAAUGGAUAUCAGGGAGAAUUCUGCAGUGAACCUAUCUGCCGAGAGCCUUGCUUGAAUCAAGGAAGAUGCGUCGGUCCAGAUCGCUGUGCCUGCAUCUACGGAUACACUGGAAGACAUUGCGAAUCAGAUUACAGAACUGGCCCGUGCUACACCAAAGUGAGAAACGGGCAAUGUUUGGCGAACCUUCAGGGUGUCGUUUGCACGAGGCAAUUGUGCUGCGCCACCGUAGGCAAGGGCUGGGGCCACCCUUGCGAGAGGUGUCCUGCCAGACUGGACUGCGAGUUGGGACACUUGAAGACCAAUCAAGGUCAAUGCGUUGAUAUCAACGAGUGCGAGGCGAUACCAGGCCUGUGCGAGGGUGGAAAAUGCGUGAACUCACCUGGCUCGUUCACCUGCGAGUGUCCAGAGGGCCAGGCCAGGGAUCCCGAGACGAACGCUUGCAAAGACAGAGACGAGUGCCAAGAAGAAGGCAUCUGUGUCGACGGGAGGUGCAUAAACACAAACGGUGGCUACUACUGCUUGUGCAAUCCAGGAUUCAUCCAAAGCCAGGAUCGACGAUUCUGCAUCGAUGGAAGGCAAGGGCUGUGCUACACGUCGGUGAACAGAAACGGUCAAUGCAAAAAUCGAUUGGCAAUGAGGUUGAGCAAGAAAGACUGUUGUUGCGGUAAGAACAUGGGUCGAGGCUGGGGUGACGAGUGCUUCAUUUGCCCCAAUCCCGGAAGUGACGAUUACAACAGGCUGUGUUUGCAACAACUGCAGCCGAUCACCGCGAUAAACGAGUGCGUGCUGCGUCCGGACAUUUGCGGAAACGGGAAGUGCAUCGACACGAAGGACGGAUACGAGUGCGAGUGUUAUCCAGGAUUCACCAAGAAGGCUGGGAGAUGCGAGGACAUCGACGAGUGCCAAUUGGACUACUGCCAGGGUGGCUCCUGUCGAAAUUACGAGGGGAGUUUCGCCUGCAACUGCCCGCCAGGAUUCGUCGUCUCUGGAGAGGGCAAAUACUGCACUGACCACGACGAGUGUCAAGACACAGGCAUGUGCAACAAUGGCCACUGCAUCAACAUGAAUGGGUCCUUCAAGUGCAAGUGCAACGACGGCUACGCGUUGUCUCCUACAAAGAAUACCUGCAUUGAUAUCAACGAAUGCGCCGACAAUCCAAGGAUAUGCCUGAACGGCAGAUGCGAGAAUACGCCUGGAUCGUACCACUGCAUUUGUCAAUCAGGAUUCACAGCCUCGCGGGACAACACGUUUUGCGUGGACAUGGACGAAUGUUCCACGAGUGGAAUGUGCGAGAACGGGAAGUGCGUGAACAUGGAGGGCUCGUUCAAGUGCGUCUGCGAUUCUGGGUUCCGGAUUGGACCUGAUCAGAGUCAUUGCAUAGAUAUCGACGAGUGCCUAAGCGGACCGUGUCAAAAUGGCCGUUGCAUCAACACAGCAGGUAGCUUCCGGUGCGAGUGUCAUCCCGGAUUCAAUUUAGGACAAGACGGAAGGUCUUGCUUAGACACGAGAAGGGACUUGUGCUACUCGCAGUACAGGGACGGACAGUGCUCGAAUCCGACGUCAACAGCAGUAACGAAAUCAAGUUGUUGUUGUUGCACCGUGAUUCUGGGGCAACCUAUGGGUUGGGGCAGUACCUGUCAAGCUUGUCCACUUCCUGGAACGAGUGAAUUCGAGGCGUUGUGUCCUCAUGGUGCUGGAAUGACCUACAAUGGAGAUGAUAUAAACGAGUGCGCGCAGAAUCCCAACAUUUGCGUAAACGGCGGCUGCGAAAACCUUAUGGGAACCUAUCGAUGCAUCUGUGACAGCGGGUACGAAGUGGACGCCACUGGAAAAAUCUGCACCGACAUAAACGAAUGCGAACUGGAGGAUUCGUUGUGCAGCAGGGGUCAAUGCCGAAAUACACCUGGUAGCUUCCAGUGCAUCUGUCCAAGUGGCACGAGGUUCAAUACAGAGGAUCACAUGUGCGAGGACAUCGACGAAUGCGACGAACUCGGUCCAGACGUCUGCUUAAACGGAAUCUGCUUGAACACUGAGGGCUCCUACGAAUGCGAAUGCUCACCUGGAUACAUCCUCGAUCACACAGGCCAUAUUUGCAUGGACAACAGGAAAGGCUCCUGUUGGACCAAAAUGAUAGAUGGUCGGUGCGAGUACAAUUUGCCAAGGCUGGCUCUGAAAUCGGAGUGCUGUUGCUCCGUGGGGGUUGCUUGGGGUAGUCCUUGCGAGAUUUGCGAUCAAUCUCUCUGCGAGUGCUCGAAGGGCUACGCGAAAUCUGGGGCGAAGGAUUGCGUGGAUGUAAACGAAUGCGAGCUGAACACUGGCAUAUGCAAGGGUGGCGGUACCUGUGUCAACACCGAUGGAUCUUAUCGAUGCGAGUGUCCCCCUGGCUUGACUUUAGACGCAUCGCAUUCCACGUGCAUAGACACGAGGCAGGAGACGUGUUUCAUGGAGUACCGUCACGGGCAGUGCUCGAAUCCCAUCGAAGGACAGUUUUCCAAGAGCCUCUGCUGCUGCUCGGUUGGUCGGGCGUGGGGUAGCGAACGAUGCGAGUCCUGUCCGAAGCCAGGCAGCCACGCACACACGGAAUUGUGUCCAAGAGGGGAUGGUUUCACCGACAAACUCGAUAUCAAUGAAUGCGUCGAGUUCCCUGGGAUGUGCCUGAACGGAAGGUGCAAGAAUACCGUCGGCAGUUACAGUUGCAAGUGCAACCAGGGCUUUGCGUUGGACGAACAUGGAAUCAAGUGCAACGAUAUCGACGAGUGCGAGAUCAUGCAUGGAGUGUGUGGAAAUGGCACCUGCAGGAAUACACCUGGGAAUUUCCAGUGCGAGUGCAGUCCCGGCUAUCGCAGCAGCGAUAUAAUGAAGAUUUGUAUGGACAUAAACGAGUGCGAGGAGACUCCAGGAUUAUGCCUAGGAGGUACCUGUCUGAAUACAGAGGGCAGCUUCAAGUGUCAGUGUCCACCUGGCCACGAGCUGGGCCCUGACAAACAGUCCUGCAAGGACAUCGACGAGUGUUCGAGGACUAGUGGGAUUUGCUCGAAUGGCGUCUGCGAGAACAUGAUGGGCACGUAUCAGUGCAUAUGCGACGAUGGUUACCAGCAAACUGGAUUGAAGUCCCACUGCGAAGACAUAAACGAAUGCGCGGCUGCGAACGGAGGCUGCGAGGACAUCUGCUUGAACACGCCUGGCAGUUUCUCUUGCUCCUGCAGCACUGGCUAUGCCUUGAACCUCGACGGUCGAUCCUGCGUAGACGUCGACGAGUGCAAAGAAAAUCCACGGAUUUGCAACGGUGGUAAAUGCAGCAAUAUCCCUGGUGGAUACAUAUGCACCUGCACCGAUGGUCUGCUGGCUGGGAGGGAUGGUGCAUCCUGCAUAGACGUGGACGAAUGCACAACGCAACCCAACAUUUGUGGUUACGGCGAGUGCUACAACACAGUCGGGUCGUUCAACUGUCGCUGCGAGGAAGGAUACUCCGUGAAACCGGAACAAGGUCCUGGUUGCACCGACGACGACGAGUGUCUCCUGAACGCGUACUCCUGCAGCGAGUUCGCGGAGUGCCAGAACACUCAAGGCUCGUACGAGUGCACCUGCCACGAGGGCUUUAUAGGCAACGGGGUCGAGUGCAGAGACGUCAACGAGUGUUUAACGAACAAUGGAGGCUGCGACUCCAACGCUCAGUGCAUCAACAUGGAGGGAUCCUUCAAGUGCGUCUGCGACGCUGGCUUCAGAGGCGACGGCUACGAUUGCAAGGACAUCGACGAGUGCGCGAACGACAACACCCUCUGCGAAAAUGGCCACUGCCUCAACUACCCUGGCUCGUUCCGCUGCGAAUGCGAGAUGGGCUUCAUGCACCCGGACGAAAACAACGACCAGACCUGCGUGGACAUCAACGAGUGCGAAAUGUUCAACAACUUGUGCGUGUUUGGCCGGUGCGAGAACAUAUUCGGCAUGUUCCGUUGCGAGUGCAACGAUGGCUACAAGCUGGACGGGUCUGGAGGGAAUUGCACGGAUAUCGACGAGUGCGAGAAUCCCCAAUCCUGUCAGUAUGGCACUUGCAUAAACACUCAGGGCAAGUACGUGUGCAAGUGUCCGCCUAACUACGACCUGGUCGAGGCUGGGAAUGCUUGCGUGGAUAGGCGAGAGUCGUUCUGUUUCACCGGUUAUGAACACGGCACUGGAAGACCGCAAUGCAUCUUCGACGUGUCCUCAUCGGUGACGAAGGCGACGUGUUGCUGCAGCAUCGGAAAGGCCUGGGGCAACCGCUGCGAGGAGUGUCCUCAAGUUGGGACGAAGGAAUUCGAGGAGCUGUGCCCUGGAGGGCCUGGGUACAGGCCUAACCAGAUCACCGUGAUCCUGGAGGACAUCAACGAGUGCGAGGAACACGAGAACAUCUGCCAAAACGGACACUGCACCAACACUUUUGGUAGCUUCAUGUGCUCCUGCAACGAGGGCUUCAUCUUGGACGAUACCAAGACCAGCUGCAUUGACAUCGACGAGUGUGCCCUGCACCCACACAUAUGUGGCGUGGGAUACUGCAUCAACGACCAAGGAAAGUACCACUGCGAGUGCCCAGAAGGAUACAUGGCAAUGCCAGGAGGAAAGGAGUGUGUCGACAUGAGGAAGGAAUCGUGCUACCUCGGCUACGAGUCUGGCGAAUGUUUCAACCCCAUGAUGCAUCCCCAAACGAAGAUGCUGUGUUGCUGUUCCAUGGGAGCUGCCUGGGGCAGUCCUUGCGAGAAGUGUCCUGCCGAAAGGACUCGCGAACACGAGAUUUUAUGUGGCAUGGUACCUGGCCAGAUAAUGAAUCCUAUAACCAAUCACACCGAGGAAAUCGACGAAUGCUCCCUCAUGCCGACCAUGUGCACGCAUGGCCGUUGCGUGAACACACCUGGCAGCUUCGAAUGCCAGUGCGAGCGAGGCUACGUGUACGAUGAGGACUCGCAUCAGUGUAUCGACGAGAACGAGUGUCUACAGAUUCCCAACCCCUGCAGCGGCAACGCGCAGUGCAUAAACAAGCAAGGCUACUUCGAAUGCACCUGUCCAGCCGGAUACAAGCUUGGAUUGAGUCACCGUGAUUGCGUCGACAUCGACGAGUGCUACGAGAGACCUGGGAUCUGCAACAACGGCGCCUGCAACAAUUUGCAGGGCAGCUUCCAAUGCGUCUGUCAUUCUGGCUUCGCGCUCACGCGGGACAGGGACAAUUGCGUGGACGUCGACGAGUGUCAGCGGAAUCCCAACAUCUGCAACAAUGGAACCUGCGUGAACACGCUCGGAGGGUACAAGUGCAUCUGUUAUCAGGGCUUCAAGCUUAGUCCUAACAAUGAUUGCGCUGAUAUCGACGAGUGUCGAAUCAUGCCCUUCCUCUGUCGCAACGGGAGAUGUCGAAACACGAUCGGCGCCUUCAAUUGCGAGUGCGCUGAUGGUUACGUGCUGGCUCAAGAUGGACAACAUUGCAGGGACAUCGACGAGUGUCACGAGAUACCUGGAUUAUGUCCAUCGCCAGGAAAGUGUCAAAAUUUAAUGGGAUCCUACAUAUGCACCUGUCCACCUGGUUACGAGCUGGACCACACCAGGAAGAAAUGCGUUGACGUUGACGAAUGCGUGGAGACCCCGGGUAUCUGCGAGAAUGGCCGCUGUCUCAACACGGAUGGAGGAGUCAUUUGCGACUGUCCCGUUGGUUUCCAACUCAGCGACAAACCAAAUUCGAUGCGUUGCAUCGACGUGAGGGAGGAAUCGUGUUACGACAGUUACUCGCGAGGCCGUUGCUCUUAUCCCAGAAAUGGCGGGAUGACGAAGAAACAUUGCUGCUGUACGAUGGGGAAGGCUUGGGGAAGAUACUGCGAGCAAUGCCCUCCCGAUAACAGCGAGGAGUUCAGAAGACUGUGCCCCGAGGGUCCAGGCAGAGACGACACUGGGAUCGACCUGAACGAGUGUCUCUUUAUGCCAGACGCUUGCUCUGGCGGCGAGUGUAUAAACACCGACGGUUCCUUCAGGUGCGAGUGCCCAACGGGAUACGUUCUGGACGCGAGUGGCAGACACUGCAUCGACAACAACGAGUGCCAGACCGUCCAGAACAUUUGCGGCAACGGAACCUGCUCGAACAUCGACGGUGGCUUCGAGUGCUUCUGCAACGAGGGCUUCACUCCAGGGGUGAAUCAGGUCUGCGAGGACGUGAACGAGUGCCUGGAGCUCGGCAACCAGUGCGCUUUCAGGUGCCACAAUGCGCCUGGUUCCUUCAGGUGUAUUUGCCCUUACGGGUACACUCUGGCUCCUGAUGCGAGGCACUGCAUAGACGUGGACGAGUGCGCCACGCCAGCGAACAACUGCAAGUACCAGUGCAAGAACCUCAUAGGCUCCUUCAUGUGCAUCUGUCCGCCGGGCUACCAGCAAAUUGGCAUGACCGACGAGUGCAAGGACAUCAACGAGUGCGCGAUCAACUCUGGCCUGUGUCGAAACGGUCGUUGCGUGAACGUGGAGGGCAGUUAUCAGUGCCUCUGCUACGACGGCUUCCAACAGAGCCCCGAUGGAAAAUCUUGCAUAGAUCGCAGGGUGGGUUACUGUUUCCUGCAAACCAUCGGUGGUAGGUGCACAGCUAGGACCUCGGACUUGAAAACGGUGACGAAGGCAGACUGUUGCUGCACGAUGGGCGCUGCUUGGGGACCUCAUUGCGAAAUUUGUCCCACCAAGGACUCCGAGAACUAUAACGAACUGUGCUUGGACAAAGGUUUCUCAGUGGACGGUCAAGAUAUCGACGAAUGCAAGACGAUUCCUGACUUGUGCAGCAACGGACUGUGCAUCAAUACGCUUGGCUCCUACAGAUGCGUUUGCAAUAAGGGCUACAAGGCUGACAAGUCCGGAUCUAAAUGCGUUGACAUAAACGAAUGCGAGGUCACUCCGAAGCCCUGCAAGUACAAUUGCCAGAACACCGAAGGAAGUUUCACCUGUUCCUGUCCAGCUGGUUUCAUCCUGAAUCCUGACGGUGUCAGCUGUAGAGAUUUGGACGAAUGCGCGACUGGCAAUCAUCUGUGCCAACAGAACUGCGUGAACACUCAAGGCAGUUACACUUGCGGCUGCCAAGAGGGUUACAAUCAAGACGGCGACACUUGUCACGAUAUUAACGAGUGCGAACAGCAUGGGACCUGUCCGAAACCUGGCACUUGCGUCAACACACUGGGCAGUUUUCGGUGUAUCUGCCCGAGAGGAUUCAAGCUCGAUCAGACCGGCAGAUAUUGCGUCGAUCAGAACGAAUGUGCCGAUGACACAUCCUGUGAACACGGUUGUCAGAACUACAUGGGAAGCUAUCGCUGCGGUUGUCCCGACGGGUUCGUCCAACAUCUCUACUACAAUCAGUGCAUCGACGAGAACGAAUGCAAUACAUCCCCCUGUGGAGACAAUACCUGCAUCAACACGAUUGGUAGCUUCAAAUGUGGUUGUCCCGAUGGCUACCAGUUCGAUCCUAAAGUGCAAAUGUGCAUUCAGGUGAGCGCCGGGUGCGUUGGAAGUCCCUGUGCGUUUGGAUGCACCCCCAACGGUCCGAACGGAUUUAUUUGUGGAUGUCCCACUGGAUAUCAGCGAAUUGGACAGGGCCACUGUCUAUCAACGAUAACACCCCUAUCGCAAGGAGGCUAUGGGGAGGAUAUUAGCAACGCGCCCACCUUCGUCAUCAAUCCAGAUCCUUAUCACAUACCACCGGCGGACGAUAAGACGAUAUCGACGGAGGGUUGCUUCACUUGCAAGAUCAACGGCAAGGGAAGGCACAGAAGAGGCGCGAGAAUUAGGUUGAUAAACGAUAUCAUGAUAGGAAAUAGGAGCGAAAUUGCGAAGAGACGAGUACCGAGGUCUGCGAAGAGGCAUCAUCACGGCGAGGAAUUCGUUCUGAAGAUCAGUUUGCGACAGACCAGGCACAGGAUGAGAAUCAUCAAGCUCCAGCCGGCUAUCAAGAACGACGAGAUAGAGUACACGAUAGCUCGAGGAGACAAGGACGACCAUUUCGAAAUCGUGAAGGAACACGGAAUCUGGGCGCUCCAUUUCCGCAGCCGAUUGAAGGAACCCGGCCAAUUCCGAUUGGUUAUUCACGGACGGUCGAGAAACGGCAUCGCCGAGGAGAACGAAGUCUGGGAAAGGCCUCUCACCCUCAGAGUUCACGUAAUAGUGACGGAGUAACGUUUAGGGGUUCGAAUGUAUCGGUUCCAUUAGUCAAUUUUCUCAUUGCCACGCGAGACACCGAAACAGAAACAAUCCCGUGAAAAGCGAGAUGGAGGGCCGAGUAUUACGGCCAGGAGGAUUCAAUCAUGCGGAAAAGUCGCGAAUGCUUUAAAUUUGUGUUCAUUUGUAGCCAGACUUGCGUCGUUUCACUGCCAAAUAAUUGCGUUUCUUUUUUUUUUUUCUCUCUCUCGUUUACGUAGUUGCCGUGCACUGCUGCAACUGAUACUCUUCUUUAACACUGCCUUUGCCUUAUGUGUUUUAUAUUUUCUUUGAUUCUUUGUUAAGCUACCUUAGUCGACACUUGACGUUCCUCGAGGCGCACGAGCUUUUACGACGGGGACGAUAUAUCCUGUGAAGUUUCAUGUUGGGUAUUAACAGGUUCAUUCUCGGUAGAGUUCUAUCGUAGACGCUGGCUACACGUCAUUUGAAAAGAGAGUACCAAGUAUUUAUACCGCCAUGUCUCUUCAACGAUGAAUAUAGCCAGCGUGGAACUUUCCCCGCGGGUCAUCGAUGACCCACGCAACGUGUUAACGCGAAAUCGAAGCGGCUCGGGGACGAUUUUAAACGAUGUGUGCCAAGAAAUCGAGUACGUGGAAACUUGAUACUGCCUUCUGAAUGUCUGCCAUAAGUUACUGCCCGCUGAUAACAUAUGAAUUAUUACACGUAGAAAUAACACUCUAGGGAUGUACAAAAAGAAAUGAAUUUUUUUAUUACGCCUAAGAUAAAUGGAGAAAUGUAUACAUACACAGAUAUAGCUUUAUAUAUUUAUAAACGUUUAUGAACAACUAGCUGGUAACGAAACGAAUCGAUACCGACUGGUGCGGAGAACGUGGACCAUGAUUUUUAUUACAAUAGAAUCAUCAGGUUCUCGAAGACCACGCCGAACGGUUGAAAAUUUUCGUUAUACCGUCGAAACGGAGUGUCUUCGCGACGAUAAAGAGAAUUAUGUAAGGAUAGCGAUUCUAAUCGACCCGAUAGUAUGUACAAUUUGAUUAACGGCGAACGUUGUGUGACCUUAAUUAUCUCAUUAAGUAGCAAACACAGGGUGAGGCACGCGAUAGCCGUUACGAUAGAUGUGUGAAUAGAAAUCAUUAUCGAUAGUUUUGUACAAUUAGCGCGGAUGCGAAGAUUAUUCCAGCCGAGAUGGUUCACAAAUAUAUGUAUUAUAAAUC
This is a messenger RNA of Hylaeus volcanicus, 10278 nucleotides long. RefSeq names its product fibrillin-2-like. Lineage: Eukaryota; Metazoa; Arthropoda; Insecta; Hymenoptera; Colletidae. The record is from RefSeq and is a predicted model, not a curated record. The transcript is spliced from 43 exons. Gene Ontology annotation, molecular function: calcium ion binding; microfibril binding. Bases 470 to 9064 code for a protein of 2864 amino acids. Gene Ontology annotation, biological process: supramolecular fiber organization.